This is a messenger RNA of Zychaea mexicana, 1281 nucleotides long. RefSeq lists its product as uncharacterized. Lineage: Eukaryota; Fungi; Mucoromycota; Mucoromycetes; Mucorales; Lichtheimiaceae. The record is from RefSeq and is a predicted model, not a curated record. The coding region runs from base 73 to 813 and encodes 246 amino acids. The transcript has 2 exons.
UCUUUUUCUCUUUGGUAAUUCUAAACGCUUUACUUUCCGAUCUCGCAUUCGCCAUUCGCCAUUAGCACUGACAUGUCCACAAACACAUCCGCCAUUACUACCACCAACACCGGCACUACUACUGCUGCUACUCUUAGCGAAGCAGUUAUUUUUACCUUUAACUCUGCUGCGCGUCCUAUCUCAAGCCACAUCGACGAGUAUGAAGAGAUACUCGCGCAGCAACCCCAUGCCACUGGUGAAUCUUGGAUAUAUCAUUCCACCUAUUACCCUGCUAAAGCAAAGGAGCAAAAAUUGGCACAAGCAGCUGCUGCUCAGGAAAACAGCGAGCCUAUCAACAAAAGAAAUAGGCCAUCGAAAACCACCCAUACCAUCAGAUACUUUUGCCAUCGUAGAGAUUAUGCAAAACCGCAGCAAGAUGGCGAUCUAGAAGGGAGUAAUUCUGACGUUGACUCGGAUAAUGAUUCUGAUGAAGAUACCGAUGAUAACAUCCGUCGUCGGCCAAUCCAGAAAAAGUCUAAGCAAGUUGGAUGCGGUGCUAAGCUAUCGAUCAAGGUAGACGUUGAAGACCCAACAACUGCGCGAUUCGAGUACAAAGGUCAGCAUACUGGGCAUGUACCUGGCACCGUUGAAGAUGUUCAGUACCUUCCUGCAUCUGACGAGCUCAAGGAAAAGAUACUCGUCGAAUUGCGUAAAGGGUACAACGUCCGUGAAAUCCGCACCCACUUACAACGCACGCUUGGGCAUCUGGAUGCAAGCCAACGGGGUUCCUACGUCAAUUCUGUCGAUGUUUAUAAUAUAUUCUAUAAGUAUUGACAGGAACACUGUACCAAAGACACCGAUGACUUUGCAUCUUUUGAAGAAUGGUUGGCUUCCCUUGAAACACAGGGCUACAAUGUUUGGAUUGACACCAAUGGAGCUGGUCAGCAUCUUCUUUCUGCUCAACGGUUCACCUUUGGCUUCUUGGCUCCUUGGCAGAAAGCAUUGUUGCUUAGCAGAAGUGGCAGCUUCAUAUGUCUGGAUGCGACUCAUGAUGUGUCGCGAUAUGCAAGUGGUGUUCUAUACACGAUGGUUAUCCGCCAUCCUCUUGCUGGUCGUGGCGUUCCUGUCACUUAUCUCAUAACUGAUGAUAAGUCAUCUCUCCCCCUUCUUGGUUGGUUCCGUUUCCUUGCUUCUCUUGGUUUGAAUCCUCAGCGUAUAACAAUCGAUCGUGAUCUUGCUGAGGAUAACGCGAUUACCGAGGUGUGGCCAACUUGCAGCAUUCAACACUGCCUUUGGCACGUU